Messenger RNA from Morchella sextelata, 2574 nucleotides. RefSeq lists its product as uncharacterized. Bases 1 to 2574 code for a protein of 857 amino acids. The record is from RefSeq and is a predicted model, not a curated record. NCBI's taxonomy places the organism in Eukaryota, Fungi, Ascomycota, Pezizomycetes, Pezizales, Morchellaceae. Gene Ontology annotation, molecular function: protein binding; RNA nuclease activity; RNA binding. The transcript is spliced from 2 exons. Gene Ontology annotation, biological process: RNA processing.
AUGAAUCAAGAAGCGCCUCGAGAGAAUCACCCCUCCCCCAACAACCCUCACCCUAAUGAGAUCUCUUAUCCUCAAGGAUGUUACGACCCUCACGAAAGGGUCCUUCAAAAAAACUUUUUGGAGGAGCUUGCUCUGGGUAUUGCUACUAAGGAUAUUAGACGCAUUAGAUUUGCGUUAGAUAACAAACUCGAUUCUGCUUUCAGCUGCAAGAUUUACGCAGAUGAUAACCCUUCCUCAGUCUGGGCUGUCGGAGUCCACGACCCGAGCGACGCUUAUCUAACAAAUAUGUCUGGCUGGAUUCACGAGAAUUGCGAGAAAAUAAUUUUUCAUACCUAUGGCUGCAAAAUUCCCACCCUACAUUUGUUAUUAAAACUCUGGUCGCCCCAUAUCGCCAAGCACUUCCAAACAGCAGUCGGCUCAUCAUCCAACUCGAUUCUGAACGGCAAGGACGAAGAGGGGGUCACCCCACUAAUCAAAGCUGCCCAAUGUUCGAUAGUCGAUGCAGUGAAGUUAUUACUCAGAUUCGGGGCCGAUCCAAACCAGAGGUGCAAUAAAGGCUUUAACGCUCUGGAACAUUCCCGCUAUGCAUCAAAAAAAAUAGAGCGACGAGAAACCGAAAAGUUGGAGGACUCGCACAGUGUUAUACAUCUUUUAUUGGACAGCAGUAUUGGAACGGGAUACCGUGACCAUAAAGGCCGCUCACUAUUUCACUUGGCCGUGAAACAUGGACAUUCAUCAUUGAUCGGUUUUUUAGCUGAGAAGGAGAGGGAAAGUAUGGAUUGCCCAGACAAUGGAAAUCAAACACCAUUGGAACUUGCUGUUAGGCUUGGUGAUCUUGAUUCGGUUAGUAACUUGGUCGACUCUGCUGCCGAAACAAAAAUCAGGGAGCAUUUUAAUGAUGAUGGAUACGACCAUUCAGAGUAUUUUACUCUAUUUAAAAAUGUUGUUGAACUAUUAGAGCGCAAAGGCCCAUCGGCAAUUUACAAAAUACUUCACACUGAAUGCACCCGGUACCAUUUUAAGUUAUCACAAGGGAGCCUAGAGACAGCCCUACGAGCCCAGCCAGCUUACCGAAACCCAGCAAAUACUCAGAUUCACAAUCCCGAAUCGAUACCCCCAUCCAGAGUUGAACGAAAGCAGCACCAUCUCUCUCGAUCGUUAUCUAUACCCGGAGUCAACCAGAGCCAGAACGAUGAUCCCCAGUCGGUAUCUGGCGUCGAUCAAAGCGAGGACAAUGAUCCCCAGUCUGUACCUGGAGUCGAUCAGAGCCAGGACCUGCACUUUCAAGUAGGAUUAGAGAGUAAAUUUCAGAGAGAUCUCCGAACCUUUCAGCAAAAGAGCCUUGCCAACACUCCCAUCGACAUGCGUUACUAUCUCAAGACAGCUUUGGACGCCAAUACUCAGGAAGACUUCGAAGAUUUGGCCGCAAGGAGCAUUUGUUUCUGCUCAGACUCGUUUACAAGAGCAGGAUUUUUUCAUUCUGUAACUAUGUUUUUCUGUCCAUGGGACUCCGAGGAUCGCAAAAGGUCUUAUGAACGCCUUGAAGCCAUAUUCCAUAAUUAUUCUCUGGAAUGUCAAGAUCGCAUAAAUCUUCAUGGGUCCGCGUCGUGUCCUCAGAGUGAUUUUUAUACACCUCCGUUUGGAGUCAUAGAUAAUGAACUCAUCCGACGCCAAGGUAUCUUGAGGAAAGGUAUACUCUCCAAAGACCAGGAGGAUCUCGAGAAAAUCAUAGCAAAUUCUUGUGAUCACUAUGAUUCUAUAUCAAGGCAAGAGUACUUUAAAUCUGCAGCGUUGUUUUUCCACCCGUGGGUACACAAAAAACAAGAGAACUGCAGAGAAAGGCUGGAACAGUUAUUUCAAUUUACCCAAAGCUCCUGUCAUGAUGGCUCACACGGCCCUGUUCUCCACCCCCCCCACGAAAGUGUCCCGCAUAUUUCAGACGACGAUUAUGAGCCGCAGCUGGAUACACGCCCUGACGAAUAUCAGCCCUCAGUCAUUGCCAUCAGUGAUCACCAAAGCGAGAGCGAUGGAAACGAAAGAAAAAUUAAACAAGAGCUCAAGUCAGAACCACAGACGGAAGAACAAGACUAUGAAUCUGAGGGCGGGCUCGAAGUUAAAUGCGAGGAGACGUCGACAGCCACAGAGCGGAGAGGAGACAGUCAGGACGGUGAUGGCUCCGGUCGAAGCGAUAAUCGUGAACAGGAUCAAUCACCUAGCAGCGCCAAUCAAAAACUUCAGUCAAAAAGACGCCAUUCAAAGGAGAACAAGGAAAAAAAAGCGAAUAAACGCCAGAAAAGACGUCAUGCGGGGAAGGACAAGGAAAUAAAAGCGAAUAAACGCCAGAAAAGACGUCUUUCGGGGGAGGAUAAGGAAGUAAAAGUGAAUAAAGGCCAAAAGAGACCGCAGGAUCUCGGUGUACAGGAACAGGAGCGCAAUGAUGGAAAGAAGGUUGAGACCUGGAGUGAUAGGGCCUGUGGCCAAGGUGGUAAUACGCAAAAUCUUUCGAGAAAGCGUAAAGGGACAGCUGAUGUUGAAGAAAAGCAGAGUAUUUCUGCUAAACGUUCCAAAAACUAG